This is a messenger RNA of Dibothriocephalus latus, 621 nucleotides long. Lineage: Eukaryota; Metazoa; Platyhelminthes; Cestoda; Diphyllobothriidea; Diphyllobothriidae. The record is from the annotation of a GenBank genome assembly.
GUCCUAUUCUGCCACCCUGCCAUCCUUGGCGAUGAGUUUACUGGUUCUUAUUCCGAGGUGGACUCUGCCAUUGAACAACACCUCCUUGGUGAGACCACUAAUAAUCCUUCCGAAGCCACCACGCUCCUCCUUAUACGUGCCAUUGAAUACAGUCAACUACCUACAGAUGCUGCAGCUGCUGCCGAGGAACCAGAAAUCGAUGUUCGUGCAAAGCGACGUCAAAAUUUUAUGAAGAUCUUGUCGAACGUAAUCAGCCACCCAGAAAACGACGUUUAUCGGAGGCUCCGCGUGUCGAAUAGAUUUGUAGCCGACCUUUUGGCAGUGAAGUAUGCGGAGGAUUUUUUCAAGGUCUGUGGCUUCGUUAGAACCAGUUUACCGCUCGCCCAGAAACCGUCGAACGUCGAAACAGCACCACCAGAGACGGAUGAGGGCAGCGGGCCUGUAGAACCUGUGACCGAGGACUUCCUCAUUCUUCCCGCGUCCUCAAUGGAAGGUCUCACUCAUCUUAAGUCAAUGCUGGAACUUCUAGAGACGGCGCAGCCCAUUGUUCCCCUUGUAUUUCGCGAUACAACCGUUCUGCAGGUAGGAAUUCUCAAACGAUCUCCUUACAUUUUCAUAUAA